AUGCAGAGCUUCAUGGCACUGCUCAGGAGGGUGCGGGAGCGGCCAACAUCCGACGGCGCUUCUGCGCCCAGCACCUCCGGGACCUCGGAACUCCGGGAGAAGGGCCGGGGCGGGCUGCACAGCGCGGCCGCCCGCGGAGACCUGGCGCGGCUGCAAGGAAUCUGGUGGCGGAAGAGAUUCCGCAUCAACUCACGGGAUGCCAACAAGCAGACGCCUCUGCAUCUUGCUUGUGCGAACGGCCACGCAGAUGUCGUUCGCUUUCUGGCAGGAAAGAAGUGCAAGCUGAACCCUCGUGGCAUGUAUAAGAAAACACCACUGAUGCUGGCAGUACAGCACCAGCACAAGGACUGCGUGACCGCUCUGCUGGAGCACGGUGCCGACGCCGACCGCAAAGGUGCCGGCGGCAACACUGCCCUUCACAUGGCUGCCCUCAUGCCCAGCAAAGCGAUGGUGGAGCUCUUGCUCGAGCACAAUGCCCAGAUUGAUGCUCGGAAUGACUUAGGAUACACUCCGCUUGCCGUCGCGAUCAUCGAGCGCCGUGAAGAGAUGGUCGAGUUCCUCCUUGAAAAGGGAGCCGACGUGAACGCUCGAGAUAUUCAUCAAAGGUGA
Molecule: messenger RNA, 609 nt
Organism: Columba livia (rock pigeon)
Lineage: Eukaryota; Metazoa; Chordata; Aves; Columbiformes; Columbidae
Product: ankyrin repeat domain-containing protein 7-like
Exons: 4
Coding region: 1-609 (202 amino acids)
Molecular function (GO): protein binding
Source: RefSeq, a predicted model, not a curated record